Messenger RNA from Panicum virgatum (switchgrass), 1396 nucleotides. RefSeq lists its product as uncharacterized. The record is from RefSeq and is a predicted model, not a curated record. Lineage: Eukaryota; Viridiplantae; Streptophyta; Magnoliopsida; Poales; Poaceae. The transcript has a single exon. Bases 426 to 875 code for a protein of 149 amino acids.
UCCAAAAGUUUCACCGCCCCCUCUCUCUCUCUAUCUAUCUCAUUCCCCCCACAAUCAUUUGCACCACCCCUUGCUUUCUCUCUCAUCGUCUUGGCCUCCCUCUCUCUUCCUUCUCUCUCUAAUGACUAUUUAACAUGCAGCCUUUUGUUUUGCAGCUACCUGCCUGCAUAUAAUUCUGUUGCCUUCUCUCUCCUUUAGAUUGGCUCCCUCCUCAUCGCCAUCAUCAUCACCUCCACUCCAUCUCCUCGCCAUCACGCCUGCCUCCUCCUCUUCUUCCUCCUUUUGCACCGCUACAAAAGAGCGAGAGCGCACUGCUUGCAAGCUAGCUUCUGUUCAUCGCAAUUCACACGAAGACCCUGAUCUCGACCUAGCUAGAUAGCUAGUUCUUGCAGGCGUCUCGACUUCAGUGUGCUAGAUUUCACUCGAUGGGCGUCGAGCUCGACCUCUCUGAAUUGGCCGUGCUCCGGCCGAUCCAGACCUCAGCGAGCAGCGGGGGCGCCGCCACGGCUCGGCGUGGCAACGACGACCUGGACGCCGCCGACACAGGCUGCGUCACGCCGACGGCCGUGAGCUCCCUGUUGCCGCGGCAAGUAGGCUUCGGCAUCGACGUCGUCGAGUCCGUCUUCAGCACGCCGACAUCGUCCCCGUGCUUACUGCGGCCGGCCACGGUGUGCCCUCCGGCGCCGCUGAAGCCGGCGAGGUCGCCCGCCGCCACCGCCAAGAGGAAGCGCUGCUGCGACCGCCCGGGGCUGCAGCGGCCCUUCUUCCCCGUGCCGCAGGACCUCUCCACGGUGUUCGUGCCGCGCGGCCCAGCGGACAGGUCGCCGCCGCCACGGGCGGCCAAGAAGAUCCGCCGCCUGUUCGUCGUGGGGUGAAGCGGCGGCGACGUCGCUCGUCAGACAGAAUGCAUGCCACGGGCCAUGCUUUCCUCAUCCAGUGCUGAUCGAUCCCCUCGUCGCCUCGCGCGCGGCCUGGCUACCUCUCUCUCCGUUCCGGCGGUCGGCGGCGCGCCAUUGGCCAUCUGCUGCAAGCGGGAUCGAGGACAAUUUCUUGGCUUCUUCAAAGCACAGAAGACACCAUGGCAAUGCGCCUAUGUUUCGUCAGAUCUUGCCGAUCGAGUGUGUGCGUGCGUGCAGUGUGCGCUUCGUGGAUCAUUCGAGUCUGAAUAAUCGAAUUGUAAAUAUGCUACAUUUGUGGGCUGCGCACAGUUGUUUUCACGCAACGCGGGGUAUAAAGAGUUAAAGGCCAUAAUUUCUGGGAAUUCACUGCAAAUUCUCUGUUGCAAAUGGAUACGAAUUCUCCUGCCCCUUUUCAGAAAUCGCUGUAAAUGGUCUGCGCCAGAAGCUGUAAAUUUCUCUGAAUGUGUGAUCUUGGUUGUUCUGCUGUCCUCUGCACA